Adelges cooleyi (spruce gall adelgid) is the source of this 3828-nucleotide messenger RNA. It is a transcript of the gene Sarm, whose product is annotated as NAD(+) hydrolase sarm1. Lineage: Eukaryota; Metazoa; Arthropoda; Insecta; Hemiptera; Adelgidae. Gene Ontology annotation, cellular component: dendrite. Bases 380 to 3688 code for a protein of 1102 amino acids. Gene Ontology annotation, molecular function: protein binding; signaling adaptor activity; NAD+ nucleosidase activity. The transcript has 14 exons. Gene Ontology annotation, biological process: response to axon injury; negative regulation of MyD88-independent toll-like receptor signaling pathway; signal transduction. The record is from RefSeq and is a predicted model, not a curated record.
UUACCGUUCACAACCGUUUUGCCGCCACGACGUCCGGUGUGUUUAACGUGUGCGCGACCGUAGUCGAAAUCGAAUAAGUUCAAGUCGAAAAAAAAAAUUCAUCUUAACAUAUCGUUUCGCCAUCGGCGUUUGGUGUAAUACGCUUUAGUUAAAAAAAAUUGGGUUUUAUUUAAUGUAUUAUUUAUUCAGCAGUGUAUAACGAUAAAAGUCAAAUAGUAUCUAGUUCUAUUGUUUUUUUUCCGCGAGACAUAAAUUGCCGGUGUUUUUGCCGGCCGUUGUCCGAUGAUCGACCGCCCGACCAAUUACCGUCGAUCGCGCUCACUUAAAAGAGUUUAAAUAUUAAUUUUGGGUUUUUUCACAACCGGAAACCGCCGCUGGCAUGCCAUCUCAGCCGUUGAUUCGUCCGAGAGGAUUGUUCGUGCACAAAAAAAGCAAUUUUACUUAUUUUGAUCACAUGCCCAUUUUGAUGGCUGAUUUCUUGAAAGACGCCGAUGGGUCGGACAUGCAAAACGUGAACUCGGUCAUUGAGAAUUUUCAGAAAAAGAACACUGCCGGGUCCAUGGGAUUGGCAACCACCGCCUCCGCAGCCACCGCGGUCUCCACCACCACUACAGGCUCCGAUGCAGCCGUCGGUCACCAGAUGGCGUCCAACGCGUCUUCAAACAGUUCGCGCAUAGCCACUUCGUCUACUUCGUCGUCCUCGCAGCGCGUUCACCGGCAGAUUUCCGAAAUGACCACCACGUCGUCGUCUUCAGAGCUCCAAAAGUCUUCGUCAGCCACUUCUUCUGUGCUCGGUUUUGGUGGCGGUAGUAUAGACGAGGCAGACCACAACAGCACUUGCGGUAGCGUUGCCGGUGACCCGCUGGUCACGUUCCCCGAAUCGCCGCCCGUGUUGGUGUCGAACGCCGCUCCUUCUCUGACCCGGCCCUUGCCGUUGAAAAUCACUACGACCGACGGUCAAAAGUACUCGACCGAAAGGCGAGUGUCCUCUUCGAAAACCGUCAAAGAGGCUUACGAGUCGAGUAGCAGCAGCAGUAGCAGUAGCUCUAGCAGUAGUAACGCCAUAGUCGAGUCGCAGGACGCUUUGCAUUCGACCGGGUUCCAAGAGAAGUUGGCAGCCAACGCGUUGGGAACCAGGUUCAGUAUGGACGACAAGAGUACCGAGAUGAAACUCAACAAAAUCCAGGAGAAAAGAACUUUGAAAACUGGAGAGCACAUUCAUCAAGAUAAAAAUCAAAAUAUUAGUGCGGCCACAAUGAAAGUUCAGACUGACUCGUUCAGUUCAGAAAAGAAAGCUUCAAGCGCGCAACAGCAAAGACAAACAAUCACAUCAUCUAACAUGUUCAAUCAGGAGAAACAUAUUGCUCAAUCGUCUAAAUCCAAUUUUACCUUUACUAAAAAAGGGAUGUGUACAAGCUCACAAGCUUUGAUGUCGACUGCUUCAUCUCAGCUGUCUCAAAAGUUGAAUAAUGGAUCUGGAUCUCCACCUUCCACUAUAGUCUUCAGAAAUGACGAUGAUUUACUCAAUAUUAAUUUCGAUGAUCUCGAUAAGUUGAGGGAAAUGGCCAAUCCUCAAGAUGUGGAUGUGGCCAUAUCCAAAUAUUCCACGUAUUUAGAAACUGCUGUUAGAGAGCUGACUAGUGGAAAGUACGUGGACACAAAGGGCCCUUUAGUGUUGAACAAAAUGUUUGAUAUAAUAUGCAAAGCGUGGGCUGUACCGACAUAUGGUCACGAACUUGGAUAUGCACUGUGCAACACUCUUCGAAAUUGUGGAGGCAUGGACAUGCUAUUGAAUAAUUGCGUAUCAAAAGAUCAAACUGUUCAGUUUUGCAGUGCCAGACUAUUAGAACAAUGUCUGACUACCGAAAAUCGUUCUUAUGUCGUAGAUAAUGGCUUGGAAAAGGUAGUACAUGUCGUUUGUGCUUACAAAAGCCAAGUCAGUUCAGCAGAUCAAUCUAAAGUCAGCACAGGAAUUCUCGAACAUUUAUUCAAACACAGUGAAGUUACAUGUAGUGAUGUCAUUAGACUUGGUGGGCUUGAUGUAUUACUGUACGAAUGCCGAAGACGAGAUAUUGAAACAUUAAGACAUUGUGCUGGUGCUCUGGCCAAUUUAUCACUUUAUGGUGGAGCCGAGAAUCAGGAGCUGAUGAUCAAACGGAAUGUGCCAACAUGGCUAUUCACUUUAGCAUUUAAUAAUGAUGACAACAUUAGGUAUUAUGCAUUUUUAGCUAUCGCUGUUCUUGUAGCUAACAAAGAAAUUGAAGCAGCGGUUCUUAAAUCUGAAACCUUGGACUUAAUCGACCCUUUUAUCACAACUCACACACCGUCAGAAUUCGCCAGGUCCAAUUUGGCUCAUGCUCAUGGUCAGAGUCAUCAUUGGUUGGAAAGACUGGUUCCGGUAUUGAGUUCGAUUCGAGAAGAAGCUUGUAAUCUAGCAGCAUUUCAUUUUUGCAUGGAAGCUGGUAUCAAGAAACAACAAGGAAAAACACAUUUAUUCAGAGAAAUCAAUGCUAUUGAGCCAUUAAAAAAAGUAGCCAGUUGUCCUAAUGCCAUAGCAUCUAAAUUUGCGGCACAAGCACUAAGACUAGUCGGUGAGGAAGUCCCACAUAAACUUAGUCAACAAGUGCCAUUGUGGUCACCCGAAGAUGUAAGUUUAUGGGUAAAACAAAUAGGUUUCAGUGAAUGCGCAAGAAAUUUUGUAGACAGUAGAGUAGAUGGUGAUUUAUUAUUACAACUAAACGAACAUAAUUUGAGAGACGAUAUAGGAAUACAAAAUGGAAUCAGACGAAGAAGAUUCAUGAGAGAAAUACAAAAUUUAAAGCGAUUAGCUGACUAUAGUAGUAGAGAUUCGACAAACUUAAACUCAUUUCUACAAACUAUUGGUCCAGAAUUUUCAAUUUACACUUACUCCAUGCUCAAUGCCGGUGUUGAUAAAGAAUCAAUUAGGUUUUUAUCGGAAGAACAGUUGGCGAAUGAGUGUGGAAUCUUAAACAGUAUUCAUCGAUAUAGGAUAUUAGAUUCUAUAAGAGAUAUCGAGACGAUGAUGGGUACGUCGUCGUUUGAAGAAAACAUGAACAAACAACUUGAUGUGUUCAUUAGUUACCGUAGAUCUACUGGAUCUCAACUUGCGAGUUUGCUCAAAGUUCAUCUACAGCUUCGAGGAUUUACAGUGUUCAUCGAUGUCGAGAGACUAGAAGCUGGCAAAUUUGACAACAAUUUAUUGCAGAGUAUUAAACAAGCAAAAAAUUUCCUACUCGUUUUGACGCCAAAAGCACUAGAUAGGUGCAUAGGUGACAGCGAGUGUAAAGACUGGGUUCAUAAGGAAAUUGUUGCUGCUUUGCAAGACCAGUGUAAUAUUAUUCCUAUUAUAGACAAUUUUUCGUGGCCCGAACCCGAGACGUUACCCGAAGACAUGCGCAACGUCUGCAAGUUUAACGGCGUCCGGUGGAUACACGAUUACCAAGAUGCGUGUGUGGAAAAGCUGGAGCGGUUCAUGAGGGGCGAGCUUAAUGCUCGAGACGGAGCCAGCAUAGCACUUUCACUGCCACGGUCUGGCGGUGGCGCGUCAACAAUCAAAAGCGAAUCUUCGGCACCAAACACUCCGCUAAUCAUGGGCAGGUCACCGCCUACUUAUCAGCGGACACAAUCCAACGAGAGCGAUAGAGACUUUGGCGGUAGUAAAGAUUGACUAGCGUCGAACACUUCCAGAAAUAGGAAGUGUUCGAAACUGUCCGGUUGGAGACCGCCUAUGAGCCCGAAAAAUGGUGCCAAAAAUAAACGUGCCCGGAGUGUGGAAGGUCUAUUAGAGACUACGGAACCAAGGAAAGA